AUGGUGGCCAAGUCGAUCGAAGUGAUGGGCGUGAUAAUGAACUACCCCCGCCGCAAGUUCGCCUCGUACGCGCGAAUCCUGUUGCCCGCGCUCGACUUGUUCCAGCUGCACGCGCUGCCGAUCGAUGCUAUGAUGGACGAGCUCAAACUGACCAUCGAGGCCGCGACCAACAAAGUACCCGCGUCCCUCGCCCAAGGCGGCAUCUAUCGCUGUAUCGCCAAGCAGAAUAAAAACGUGUCGGACGCGACUCCGGACAUGGGGCUCAAGAAGGCGGGUGUCGAGGCCAUGGUCACCCUAGUCACGUCGUCGCUGCAAGCUGGUCGCAUGGUCAAAGCUACCCUGGACGUACUGGAAAAACACCAGCCGCGAAGUUUCAAAGCGUUCGAAUCGGCGAUGGUAUAUGUUGGUGUGCACUGGGAAGCAGCAGAGGACCGCCGGCCGUCAUACGUCCCGAAGCAACAAGCGAGUUCUGCGCCCCAGCCGUCGACGAUAACGUCCGUGCCGAAACACGCCAAGACGCCGUCCGCCGCCUCACUCGCGCGCGCCAGCUCUAGUAGUGGAGCGGCAUCGAAACAACCAACGAAACCUGCCACCAUGUCGUCCUCGUCUUCCUCUCUCAUUCGCGCCAAAGCGGCACACGGCGGCGGCAUUCCCGAAAGCAAACUUGUCCCGCACGUCUACCAAACCUUCACCGCCAAAUCAGUGGCAUUGGAAGAACCAGCGCGGGAGUCGCCUCUGUCUGCGAUACUACCUCCUCCGAACCCAAGGUUGAAACCACAUCCGAACCCCGGGAUCGCCAAUCCCCCCAACACGCAUGCGUCGUCGCCUCGUGAUGGUCCUGGGUCCGACGCUAAUUUCGCACGAUCGUGCGGCCGGAAAGGCCGCGCUCAAGUUGCUCUACGCUCUCUCGGGACCGGGGAUGAUGUGUUCAUCGAGCGGGUGCUGCUGGAGGCGUGCGCGGACAUGGACGGCGCGGAGGCGACGUCGUCCAAUUGGAUCAGGGUCGCGCUCAACAAACUGAUCAUGAUUGUAUACUAG
Molecule: messenger RNA, 1038 nt
Organism: Aphanomyces astaci
Lineage: Eukaryota; Oomycota; Saprolegniomycetes; Saprolegniales; Verrucalvaceae
Exons: 5
Coding region: 1-1038 (345 amino acids)
Source: RefSeq, a predicted model, not a curated record